Molecule: messenger RNA, 759 nt
Organism: Triticum turgidum subsp. durum (durum wheat)
Lineage: Eukaryota; Viridiplantae; Streptophyta; Magnoliopsida; Poales; Poaceae
Source: the annotation of a GenBank genome assembly
AUGGUGAAGAAGCAACCAUUGAGCUCGCUCUUCUACCCCGUCAACUCGGCCAACAAAGACACUCCGCCGUCGUCGCCUCCCACUCCGACGGCCACCCCACAGGCAUGGAUGUGGCCUUCCUGCAAGAACCCAACGGCUCAUUCCUUCCGGUCCCCGUCCGCUUCUGCGGCGGCAGCGGUGGCAGCCAAGAACGCCGCAUCCCUUUUCGUCGACUCCGCCGAGUCCUCCUCCUUCACCAACUACUCCGCGCGCAUGCACCACGACUGUGCCGCCUCCGACAGCCUCUCCACGGAGUCCGAAGCCUCCGGCGCCGCGGCCGAGGACAUGGCCGACGCCAUAGUCCGCGGUCUCCGGUCCGACCGCCUCCGCUUCGAGCCCCGCGCGCCCUCUAGCUCCAUCCUCGAGAAGAAGCCGCCACCGGCGCCCGCGCACGGCCAUGAGGCUGCGGGGGCGAUGUCAUUCGGCGGCGGCGUCGCGGUGGCAUUCAAGUCCGCGGACCCGUACCGGGACUUCCGGUCGUCGAUGGAGGAGAUGAUGACGGCGCACGGCGCGGGCGACUGGGACUGGCUGGAGAAGAUGCUGGGGUGGUACCUCCGCGCCAACGGCAAAGGCACCCACGCCGCCAUCGUCAGUGCGUUCGUCGACCUGGUCGUCACCACGACAGCCGGCUGCUCCUCCGGCCACUCCUCCUUCACGCUCGCCGGGAGCGACCUGGAGAGCAGUAGCGCCGGCCGCAAUGGAUCUUUCCGCCUGAGGUGA